This is a messenger RNA of Marchantia polymorpha subsp. ruderalis, 1074 nucleotides long. NCBI's taxonomy places the organism in Eukaryota, Viridiplantae, Streptophyta, Marchantiopsida, Marchantiales, Marchantiaceae. The record is from the annotation of a GenBank genome assembly.
UCUUGCAGGUCUCGAAGCUCUCGACUGCAAAAGCUUCGAGACGACAUCGAGAGAGAGAGAGAGAGAGUAGUCGUGAUUACAGCGAAGAGUUCAGAGGAGGGAGUGUGCGCAGAGCCCUACUACUACUACUACUCGAGCUUGUAGGACAGGAGUUCGGUUGGAGCUAGGCGGUGGAGAGAAUCACGAUGCCGAAGAGGACCACGCACACUUACUCCAGCGAGGAUGCGGCCCCCGAUGGCCCCGAGUCGGAGCUCUUUGUUUACUACUGCAAACAUUGUGGUGCACAUGUACUCAUUACCGAUACACAGCUGCAGAAAAUGCCUAAGAGGAAAACGGACAAAGCCUAUGUGUUAGAUAAGAAAAAACAUUUGGCAAGACUCAACGUUACCGAAGCAGGCAAACAGCUGCUGAAAAGGGGUGAGGGGAAGGUGGAGAAACAAUUUCGUAUGAAAUGCGCCGGAUGCGGUUUGUUUGUCUGUUAUCGUUCCGAGGAAGAUUUAGAUUUAUCGACUUACCUUUAUGUGGCUGAUGGGGCUCUGAGUUCAGUUGCCGCUGAAACCAACCCACAGGACGCACCUGUUCCACCAUGCAUUUCGCAGAUAGAUGGCGGUCUUGUCCAAGUUGCCAUCGAGGUCGAAGACAGAGCACAACGGUCCGCCAUCACAAGAGUAAAUGCCGAUGAUGUUCGCGUCACAGUUGCUGCACCAGCAGCUAGAGGGGAAGCAAAUAACGAACUCCUGGAAUACAUGGGCAAGGUGUUGGGCCUAAGAUUGACGCAAAUGACUUUACAAAGAGGUUGGAACAACAAGUCGAAGCUGCUAGUGGUGGAAGACUUGACUGUGAGGGAGGUAUACGAGAAGUUGCUUGCCGCUGUGCAGCCUUGAACAUUCUUAACAUUGUUGUUGAGAAGUACUUGUACGUACACAAUCGGGCAUACUUAGCUUGCUCUAUCUCAUGUCAUUUGUAUGUCAUUCCACUCUUGUGGCUGUUUAUCAAGUCACAUGGAGACCAAUGGUUCAACUGUACUAUAAGUUUUGCCUCAAUGACGAAAAUCACAAAUUUAAAGCAUCGGGA